Messenger RNA from Frieseomelitta varia, 1197 nucleotides. RefSeq names its product RNA 3'-terminal phosphate cyclase-like protein (gene Rtc1). Gene Ontology annotation, molecular function: RNA endonuclease activity. NCBI's taxonomy places the organism in Eukaryota, Metazoa, Arthropoda, Insecta, Hymenoptera, Apidae. Bases 83 to 1195 code for a protein of 370 amino acids. The transcript is spliced from 7 exons. Gene Ontology annotation, cellular component: nucleolus. Gene Ontology annotation, biological process: endonucleolytic cleavage of tricistronic rRNA transcript (SSU-rRNA, 5.8S rRNA, LSU-rRNA); ribosome biogenesis. The record is from RefSeq and is a predicted model, not a curated record.
AAAACAGUAUGACGUCAGAGUUCCAUGUGCCAUCGUGUUAAUUUGUUUAUUGCCGCGAAGUUUAACAAAACAUGCCAGAAAAAUGAAAAAUAACAUUCUAAUGUACGAAGGUUGUAAUUAUAUGAGAUAUCGCUUAUUAUUAUCAACGUUGUCAGGCAAACCUGUACGAAUUAUAAAUAUCAGAAUUAAAGAUGAUGAUCCAGGACUUAAAGAAUACGAAAUUAGUUUUAUUCGUUUAUUGGAUAAAAUAACAAAUGGAUCGCGAAUAGAAUUAAAUGAAACAGGAACAAAUUUAUAUUAUAAUCCUGGAUUGUUAUAUGGUGGCGAAUUAGAGCACGAUUGUAGUGUACAACGAGGUAUUGGCUAUUAUCUAGAAGGAAUUAUGAUAUUAGCUCCAUUUUGUAAAAAGGCUGUUGAUAUAAAACUUAAAGGAGUCACUAAUAAUACAAUAGAUCCAUCUGUAGAUAGAAUGAAGACAUGUGCUGUGCCUAUAUUGAAAAAAUUUCUGUCAGGCGAUAAUGAAGUUAUUUUUACCAUUAGCAAAAGAGGAGCUGCACCUUUAGGUGGUGGAGAAAUUAAAUUCAAAUGUCCCCCUAGUCGUAACCUUAGAAGUAUUCAACUUCAAAAUAGUGGAAUGGUUAAAAGAAUAAGAGGUACUGCAUGUAGUUUACGUGUCUCUCCUGCUAUUUCCAAUCGAAUUGUGGAGUCUACUAAAAGUGUAUUACUAAAAUACUUACCAGAUGUUUAUAUUUAUACAGACCAUUGUAAAGGUGCAUCUAGUGGAAAAUCACCAGGUUUUGGAGUAACUUUAUCAGCCGAAACAACUGCUGAUGUUGUUUUCGGUGGAGAAGCAUUUUCACCUUUAAUGACAACAAAUUCUUUACCUUGUGUACCAGAAGAUAUUGGUAGAGAAGCAGCUAUGAAAUUAAUUGGAGAAAUUUAUAGAAAUGGUUGUAUAGAUUCACCUUUUCAAGCUAUGACGGCAAUGUUUAUGGCAUUAGGUAAAAAAGAUGUUUCUAAAGUUGUAACAGGUCCUUUAACACCAGCAAUGAUACAAUUUUUACGCGACUUAAAAGACUUUUUUGGAAUUGUAUUUAAACUUGAACCAUAUAAAGAAGAGGAUGAAAUUUUAGAACAAGUCAUCUUAACUUGUGUAGGUGUAGGAUAUACUAACAUAAAUAAACGAACAUUAUAAAA